Messenger RNA from Sesamum indicum (sesame), 1469 nucleotides. Its product is annotated as RNI-like superfamily protein. Gene Ontology annotation, molecular function: protein binding. NCBI's taxonomy places the organism in Eukaryota, Viridiplantae, Streptophyta, Magnoliopsida, Lamiales, Pedaliaceae. The record is from RefSeq and is a predicted model, not a curated record.
UUUCACCCCCACUUCCCAGGAAUCUGAUUCUCUCUCCUAAUCUCACUUCCACUAUGCCUCCCCAAAUUUCGUUCUAGGAAAACCAGCAGAAAAAUAUUGUUGAAACAGCCCACCCCACAAAAACAAACGCAGAGAGCCUGAGACAAAGACAUCCUUAAUUUUGUGAGGCCCGGUGAUGUACUAAGACUUUGUUUAGGAUUUUGACGAGUCAUUGUAAUGGAGGAUACAUACUCCGCAUUGAGAAGAUGGGAGGACAUGGACAUUGAUAUUCUGGUCAAGAUUUUCCAGAAUCUGAAUAUCCUUGAGCUGACCUCUGGAGUUGGUCAUGUUUGUCGAACAUGGAGAAUGGCUGCAUGUGACCCUCUGCUCUGGAGGACGCUUGAUAUAUCUUUGCUGAAGUCAAACUUUAUCAAGAUACCGUUAGAGCCGUAUGUAUAUGUUGAUGGUCGAUCAGAUAAAAUAUUUACGCGAGUUUUGAAGGUUGCUUUGAAUCUCAGCUGCGGAAACAUUUCAACCUUGAUUUUUCAUUACAAUAUGUAUGUCAGCGACGAUCAGUUGGCAUAUACGGCUGAAAGGUGCCCACGUCUCAAGCGCUUAGUCAUGCCUGCCUGGAACAGAAUAAAGAAGACGGGGAUAUGUCGAGCCAUCAGAAUGUGGGAAGAUCUCGAGUCAUUGACAAUGCCUAGCAUAUCAAACCCUCCAUACCUCAUGGAGGAGAUCGCCAGAAGUUGCUCAAAAUUUGCUGAACUUAAGGUCAUGGGCCCAUGCGAUAUUCUCUUUGCAUCGACAUUAACUGCAUUUCUGCCCAACUUAAAAGUUCUAAGCCUUCGUUGCUCUAUGCUGUUUAAGGAUGCUUUAAUCAUAAUCUUGGACGGCAUCAAAGGGCUAGAAGUGCUCAACAUAUCUCAUUGCCUAAUCAUUGAAGUCCCUCCUCCUCCUGCACCCAGACGUGUUCUCCGCGAGCUUGACAAGUCAGUUCUUGAACGGGCCAGCCGGUUGAAGAAGUUUCUGACGUGCAUGAGCGAUUCUUGCAUCAUGUGUCAACGUACGAGGAACGACGAGGGGUUGAUAAGGUGGUACAAGUAUGAGGAAGAUCUUUGGAAAGUCGACGAAGUAAGUUCUCUUGCAAUCUGAGUACACAACACUCGGAAAUAGGUCUAAGGCUCGAGUCUCGUCCCGUUAUCUACCAUACUUUGUAUUCUCUUACGUGCUAGAAGCAGUAAACGAAGAUAAGACUGGCAUCGACUGGUCGCCUGCAAAUCUAGCAUUCAACGGCUACCACCAUCGAGAUGAGACCGGAGACUUGAUGUGUAUAUAUAUAUAUAUGAUUAUAUAUUCUGGCUGCUAAUGUUUACUAGUGAAAUAAGGAGAAUUUGACUGAAAUCUUACGUCUUUCUGUUUAAUGUUAGUUCAAUAUUUGUUCAUUUCUAGGUUGAAAUAAACGUAUUUAGAUGACUUUCUAGGCAGCA